Molecule: messenger RNA, 389 nt
Organism: Cylicostephanus goldi
Lineage: Eukaryota; Metazoa; Nematoda; Chromadorea; Rhabditida; Strongylidae
Source: the annotation of a GenBank genome assembly
AUGGGUUUUACACCGAUCGAAAUCUCAUAUGGACACCAGAUGUUGCAAUAUGCAACAGGUUUCUGCUAUUUUUUCAAAUAUUUGAUGACCAUUCUUACUUCUACUGCUUUCAGCCAUGCAAUGUCUGAAAUAGUUUCUGUUGCGCAGCAACUUUGGGUGGAAAGUAACGGCGACAUCGGUAUGUAUGUCUACAAAUCUGUUUCGUUUCUAUGUCCAAUGAAUAUCAGAGACUUCCCAUUUGACAAGCAAGUGUGCUCUGUGGAAUUUUCGUCCUUUGCAUAUUCAAGCUCAGAACUAAUACUUAACAUCGAUAUACCAGAGUAUUAUAGCACCACUUCGGUAGGAAUUAUUCUGUAUACGAGCAGGCGUACCCCGACGAACACAUAGGU